Molecule: messenger RNA, 1446 nt
Organism: Kwoniella shivajii
Lineage: Eukaryota; Fungi; Basidiomycota; Tremellomycetes; Tremellales; Cryptococcaceae
Exons: 3
Coding region: 1-1446 (481 amino acids)
Source: RefSeq, a predicted model, not a curated record
AUGGCAGACCCACCCCACGAUACAGGGCAGAAAGCUGCUCCUCUACCAUCCGAAACUUCAUCCUUCCCAUUCAGCUGCAGAUGCUCCAACUUGCGAGUAAACGGUCGUAUAGCCAAGUCCGACGAGCAGGUGGUCAGUAACGGCAAUUCCGAUAGUCUGAGGAUUUAUCUGCCUAAACAUGCGGAAUAUGUGAGACUCGCUGGAUAUAUCACAUACGAUGAAGGAGUUGAAGUGUCUGAAGACAGCGAGAACCAAGACGAUACGCGUAAAUCGCUAUGGAGAAAAUGCUGGUUAUGCAAUGUUAGAUGCUAUCAAGCUGAGGGGAAAGUGAAAGACGAUCCAGCCACGACAGAAGAAUGGGUCACGAUAGAUUUCAAAAGUGGGAUAGUCCACGGGGAUGAGCGUAAUAAAGAAAUUCAGAGUUCACUACCUUUCAGAAAAUUACGAUUAGAGGGUCCACAUACAACAUCAAAUUUUGGUAGACCACCUUCGAAUUCCGCUUUAUCACUUUACCCCGCACCUGGACAAUCACCUGAAACAAAUCAUCUCAUCCCACCACCACACGAUCCAUUCUUUCUUCCACCCCCAUUCAUACCAAACCACUCACACCUUCGAGAGCUGUGCAAUGCUGCCGGAGGCUAUCUACGCGAAUCGCACAAGACGUUGGAAGAUGAAGUGAAACGGUAUAUAUCGUCCAAAGCACAGGAGAUGAGGGAACUGGAAGAAAGCGUAAGAGGUGAAGUCGAGAUGUUGUGGGAGAAAUAUAAAGAUGGACCUGGUAAAGGUGAAAUAGUGGAAAGAAGCAGAAGCGCAAGCAUCAAUAAAUCAGGUGAUAUGAGUCGACCGAUAUCAAAAGACCGUUCCUUGCCCACUAAAGAAGAAAACGACAAUCCUUUAGCAAGAGCAACCUCCUCUACUAAUCUACCUGCUACUUCUUUACUCGCUCAAUCCUUAUCGGCAAAUACUUUUUACGCUCCUUCGCCUAGUAGUAAUCAGCCUGCAUCUGUCAAGGAUGAGAUUGAGAAAUCACUCAAUCACGUCGCAAGCACGUACGACAAAAGAGACGAUAGUCGCGCUGUCGCUAUGAGCUAUGUGUUUAGUAAUCUUGCUGAUCAUAUGGGAUCAUCAAGCACCGCAGGGACGAGUCAGACGAAGAGGAGAAGCUCGUCAAAAGGUAGUGGUGAAACAGUACCUGAUAAAGACAGCUGGAUAGAUGAGGAAAGAGCAACCCUUAGAACUCUGAAUGUGGGAGGAAAAAUGAGCGAUGUGGAGGAGGAAGAUGGCGAAGGUCGAACGCCACGUCCCUCGGCGGGUGGGGAGUUGCAAAGGAGAGAGGAGAAAGGAAAGGGUAGGAGUAAAGUCACAUUCGAAGAGCCUGAGCCAGAAAUAGAGAAGAAGGAUGAACCUGAUCUCGAUGGUGAGUGCGAUGAGACGGAAUUGAGCUGA